CCCGUGAAGUACGGCCGUCGGCACCAUGCAGAGGAGGCAGAGGGGACGCGGGGGCUCUUCACACUGCACAUCCUGGCAGCGGAGCGCAGCGACACCGGCUUCUACACCUGCAAGGCUGUCAACGAGUAUGGCACCAAGCAGUGCGAGGCCAAGCUGGAGGUCAGAG
Messenger RNA from Apaloderma vittatum (bar-tailed trogon), 166 nucleotides. Its product is annotated as striated muscle-specific serine/threonine-protein kinase-like. The transcript has a single exon. The annotation marks the transcript as partial. The record is from RefSeq and is a predicted model, not a curated record. NCBI's taxonomy places the organism in Eukaryota, Metazoa, Chordata, Aves, Trogoniformes, Trogonidae.